AUUUAAAUAUGCAUAAAUGCCCGAGCGCCUUCAUUUUAGGCAGGGAACGCCUAGUUUGAAGACUACGGAGCCGUAAAGAUGUUGCCGCAACUUAUUGCAGUCCUGUUUUUGCUGGGAAAUUACGGGCUUGCCGUGGACGCGAGCAUGAAUAAAUCCAGUCCCGUGCCCAAUAAUUCGUCUGGGGAUUUCAAUGUCAGCAAACUGAUAAGUGAUCUUCUCGACGGUUAUGACAAAAGACUUCGCCCUAACUUUGGAGGUCCCCCCGUCAAUGUGUCUGCUUCUGUCUUCAUUGAGUUCAUUGGGGAUAUCGAUGAAAUCAACAUGGAAUUUACGACAAUCAUGUACUUCCGUCAGUACUGGGAAGACGAGCGUUUGAAAUACAACCAGACGGGAUACCAAAAGAGACUUGCCUUUAAUCCUGAAAUGCUCAAGUUUAUCUGGGUUCCAGACACACAUUUUCCAGGAAUCAAGGACGGGCUUAAACACGACAUCACUGACACCAAUGAGGUGGUCCGACUGUGGCCUAAUGGAACCGUUCUGUACAGCAUGAGACUGAAAGUAACAUCACAGUGCCCAAUGAACCUGAUAAAUUUCCCGAUGGAUAAACAGAAAUGUUAUCUAAACAUUGAAGCUUUCAGUUACGAUGAACAGGAGUUGAUCCUUCAAUGGCAUCACAAAAACCCUGUGAUGGUGUCGGACAAAAUUCAGAUCCCCAGCUACACUUUGACCUCUCAUGAACAUUACACAGAUACUGAGGAUUUCUCGACUGGAACUUACUCUCUCCUAACAAUUCAAUUUGAUUUGACUCGUCGAUUGGGAUUCCACAUGAUUCAGAUUUACUUGCCGUGUUACCUAAUUGUGGUCCUGGCCUGGGUCAGUUUCUGGGUCGAUCGCGAACAAACUGCCGCCAGGAUUGCCAUGGGAAUCACCACUGUACUCACCAUGGCAACGCUGAUUGGUAGUGCCAGGACUUCUCUACCAAAGGUUUCGUACGUUAAGUCCUUGGAAUGGUUACUCAUUAUGUGCUUUCUGUUCGUGUUUUCCGCCAUCUUGGAAUACGCCUUUGUGUCGUAUCUGGUGUUCAAACAGCGAGAGGAGGAGCGAAACAGGUUUGCAAUGAGAAAGAAACACGACGAGGACAAAGCUUGCGAAGCAGCAGAGAAAUUACUCGAUAAUGACAAAACGCCUCCGUCGCCUGGCAGCCGCCCCUCUUCAGGUCAGGAGGCAGUCUGGAUACCAGGAAAAUCCCAGGUUGAGACUGUGGCGAGACCAGGCAGGUGCCGAGGUUCCAAAAAACCUCAGACAGAGGAUCACUACGUCAGGAUCCUCAAUACUGUGGAGUUUUUCUCCAGGCUGCUGUUUCCAGUGGUGUUUAUCUUUCUGAAUAUCGCUUACUGGCUCUACUACGGAGGAAUCCUGUGAAAGGAGACUCGGGUGGAGAAUGGUGGCAGAAGUGUUGGAGAGGAGGAGGCAUGUGUAGCUCUCUUUUCAUAAUUACAUGGUAAUGAAUCUGCUUUACUGAGCGUUUAUUGGCGUUUUUUUUUCAUAAUUAAGUACUUUAAAAGGUUUUAAUCCUAUAUGAAAGGUUUAUUGAAGCUGGUUUAUGGUUAUUUUGCAUAACGUCAGAAUUCAUUCCAGUGCGCAUGUACGUCCAGUUUAUUCUUGAGUUUGAAUGCAACGACAGAGGAUGGGAAGUUUUUUGAGAUAUAGAGUGGACUUCUUUAGGGUUGAUUACGACGAAGCAGGGAGAGAAGGUAAUUUUUGGAGAAAUUCCGUUGAGGAUUUCAUGAUAUAGCAAUAAUACUUACGCGGAACCUUAAGUAAAAUGGUGUUUGUUAUAAGUCGAAGCCGAAGAUAUAAGUUCUCUUUACAACGAAUGAUUGAAACAAAAAACAAGUAAGAAUUACUGAGUUUUCCUAUAGAUACUUCGAUUUGUUAUAGUAUUGUCAUAGGAAACACGGAAAUAAAAGCACAAAUGGUAAGGCCAAAUAAUACAGAAGUUUGUUACUUAAUAAUCAAUUAAUUUAAAAUCCAUGAAGAAUUUCAGGUUUCCGUCUCAGAGUGAAGUGCUUUACAUUUGUUGAGUCUGAGAGGAAGGUGUUCGCUGUUAACAUCCAUUUUAUUAACAUCGACUUAGGUUGUUACGCCAAUAAGCCAGUAUACGAGUGGUAUUUGUUGUUAGCUUUUUAACUUUUAACUUAAAUGCUUAAAUAACAAAGUUAUUUCAGUUGGGAGCAAGUUUUACAACUUGUGGAUCAUUUACUUCUUCUUGAAUUAAAUACUUUGUAGACCGCUAUUUCAAGAUUUUAGAUGACCUCCGAUAAAUUGUUACACAAGUAUGUAAUGGAAUACUCACAACAGUUUUCGCGACUAAAAUCAGUGUAAUCAACUGCUA
Stylophora pistillata is the source of this 2395-nucleotide messenger RNA. Its product is annotated as glycine receptor subunit alpha-2. Gene Ontology annotation, biological process: monoatomic ion transmembrane transport. The record is from RefSeq and is a predicted model, not a curated record. Gene Ontology annotation, molecular function: transmembrane signaling receptor activity; extracellular ligand-gated monoatomic ion channel activity. Gene Ontology annotation, cellular component: membrane. NCBI's taxonomy places the organism in Eukaryota, Metazoa, Cnidaria, Anthozoa, Scleractinia, Pocilloporidae.